AUGUUUUUUUCAAUAUUCGGCAGCAUUGUUGACACUUAAAUUGAAAACGACGCCGUUUUUUACAUUACUAUAUCACCGUCAGCUUUGGCUGUCGAUUAUGCUAGGUUACCCACCUCCCCUGGCUCCUCGCUAACUUUCCUUAUUUUCUUCUGUUUUUCCUCCCCAAUCUGCUUUCUUUUCCGGCUAGGUUUCCCUAUUUUCUUCUGUUUUUCCUCCUCGAUCUGCUUUCUUCUCCGGCUAGAUAUGGGACGAGGUACUCGAGCAGCAGAUGCCCAGUUUGAGUUAGCCUCCCUCACAACAGCAACUGCCUACUUUGAGCCAGCCUCCCUCACGGCAGCAGUUGCCUACUUUGAUCCAACCUCCCUCAUAGCAGCAGUUGCCUACUUUGAUCCAUGGACCCAUCCACUCUCGCAGGUGCAGCAGCAGCCUCCAUUGCCUGAUCAGGAGCUUGGUGAUGAGGCACCAAUGGAGGAGGAUGCGGAUGAGUUGGUUGAAGAGCGUAACUUAGAAGCUGAGCUUGCUGCUGAGUAUGAUCAACUUGAUCCUGAGUUGGAUGCUGCACUUGAGGAGGAGCUAUCUCAUGCUGUCCAAAAGACAGGACGUGGCAUGGAUAAGGGGGAUGAAGCACUAGCGGAUCCAAGUCAGAGAAAACUACUCAAAAUAAAUCAGCGUGGGUCAUUUAGCAAUGAGAGAUUUGGCAGGACAGCAAUAGUUAUAUGGAAGUUUUUAUAUGAUGAACCUGUGCUUUUCUUGACUAAUUGGCCAGAGGAAAAGAAGAGGCUUGCAUGGGAGAUGUUCCAGGCAGCCAAGCGAGGGGGAGUUAGGCCAUCACAGCUAGAGACGUAUUUGUAUACUCACACAACUCGCAGGCCUGAAGGUCAAGAAGAUGCAACACCGGUUUGGGUGUGUCCAGAAGCUGAGCAGACAUAUACUGCUGCUCACCAAAAGUAUGUGGAAAAGCAUGGGCCAAACAAGGAGGUAUGGCCAGGAUGGGAUCCAGAAAUAUGGAAGGAUGUCGUCGGACCCCCUAAAAAGGGUCAGAUGAGAGGAUUGUCCACACUUCAGGACCCAGCAAAGCAUGGCAUACCAUGGCGACGAUAUGAGAUUAGUGAGGCCUCGUCCUCUACCACCAGGAUGCUUACGACGCAGGUCCAUCAGUUGCAGGCUGAGCUCGCACAAGUUCGGGAAGAAAUGGCAGAGCGAGUACAAUCAGAGACUGCACGUAUUCAGUCAGAGGUAUCACAGAGAGUUUCAAAAUUUGAGGUUGCUUUUGAUAGGAGAUUUCAAGAGCAUAUUGCAUUACUUAGCCAGCAGUAUGCAUCUAUAGGCUUUCCGCCAUCACAAACUGUUGCUCCUUCACGGCCUGGUGGUCCUUCACAGGCUGUUGGUCUUUCAGAGGCUGAUGGUCCUUCACAGGCUACUGGGUCCAAAUUUGAUCAUUUAUCGCCACCUACUUAGAUUUGCUUAGGGAUUUUGUGCAAACCGACCCACUUGUCCCUUCUAAGGAUUGUCUGCGACCGGAUCCCAGCCAUUACUUCCAUCUGUAAGAUAGGAAUAAAAUGGGUUUUGCUUUGUUUUGUUUGGGUUUUGAAGAUUUCCAAUACUAAUCCAUCAAGGCAGGGACUAAUCUAAUUCUUAGUUAUAAUAUAUAUGCUUAAUUAAU
Molecule: messenger RNA, 1663 nt
Organism: Rubroshorea leprosula
Lineage: Eukaryota; Viridiplantae; Streptophyta; Magnoliopsida; Malvales; Dipterocarpaceae
Source: the annotation of a GenBank genome assembly